Meyerozyma guilliermondii ATCC 6260 is the source of this 1173-nucleotide messenger RNA. RefSeq lists its product as uncharacterized. Bases 1 to 1173 code for a protein of 390 amino acids. The record is from RefSeq and is a predicted model, not a curated record. Lineage: Eukaryota; Fungi; Ascomycota; Pichiomycetes; Serinales; Debaryomycetaceae. The transcript has a single exon.
AUGUUCGUCAAUUCGCUGGCUGCGAACGGUCGAAAUGCGCCAAGUGAAAAAUGUCAAAAUUUGACACAUCCUGUGUCUAAAUUUAGCGAAUUAAAAAAAAAACCCUUAUCGCAUUUAACUAAUUACGCACGAAUUUACCUUUUUGUAAUGUCUGUCAAUUUGAGACUUGAUUUUAGGAUCAAUGGCGAUACCAAAUUCAUCGUCUACAAGGAUAUGAACCCAAAUUUUGACGCUUUGUAUCAAAACGAGAACCAAAACUUUUCACUGUAUUCACUGGAAGAAUACAAUGGCCUUCUACAUGCGGCUGUCACGCAAGUGAAUUUUACAGAGUUUCACACUGUGAAGAGGUUGCCUCGCUUUGAACGAAUUGAGAAACAUUCCCAUUACUAUCAAAAGAGAAAGUUGCAAGUCUCUUUGCCUGUAUACUUGAUAGCAUUGACAAUGCUCGUUUUCUUCUACGUCAAAAAGCGCCAAGCAUACAGAUAUCUCUUCAAGUUUUCAAAGAUGAGCAAGAUCAUUUAUGCUUAUUUCACAGUCAAAUUAUUAUUUUCCUUGGCUUACUUUGGUUUCUUGAUUGCUGUGUAUGAAUUUGGGUACGAGAAGAUACGCCUGCCAUGGCUGUUUUUCAUUUAUACGGUAAUGAGAACUUGUCUAUCAAUUGCCCCUUAUAUGCUACUUGCCCUCUUCUCGUGUGGAUAUGGCAUUACGUACUUUGAUAUUUGGAGCGAAAGGUACAACUUGAGAAAGGCAAUUAGUAUGACAGGUCUCUUUUCUUUUCCGGCGGUUACCUCGAUUAUAGAGGAGUAUUGGUACAUGACGGACGAUGGUUAUCAUUUUCUGCCUUUCGUGGAGGGGCAGACUGUUCUAGUUCGAACUGCUGCAUUUGCAGUACUUGUCCUUUCGCUGUACCACACCUUCAAAGAUACCGAAGUGUACCCAUUGGUUAAAAAAUCAGGUGCAAUUGUCGCACUAGUGUACUUUUUGAAAUCAUUAGUAGUGUUUCCAGCACCAGAAGAUGUAUACAGAUUCUUCAUGCACUUGUUUUUGCCAGACGAAUACUAUGGAAUUCGUGUUCCUGAUAUUGUUGAGUUGGUUGCGCUUCCAGCUUUGAUGUAUAUUUGGAGAGAUAUUGAUGGUGAUUAUGAAGUGGAAGAUGUUGAGAGUAAGACUUAG